AUGGACGGGAUGGACGUGUGGGUCAGCACCCUGGCCCAGCUGAUGGCCAAGAGGAAGCCCGAGGACACCUGGGAGCUGGUCCUGGAGGAGAACCUGGCCUCGGGGCAGCUGGACAGCGGCAGUCACGAGUAUCGGCUGAGGGGGCUCUCCAGGCUCCAGUGCAGCCGCUGCCAGUGGGGCUGGUCCUCUGCCCACGUGCACAGCCUAUUCCACGUGCGAUGGGACAAGGACCGCCGCCUGGGGCUGGUGAAGAUGCGGAUCUGGGCCCAGGCGUGCCAGCUGUGCCCGCCGGCCGCCCGGGGCGCCUGCCAGGUGAGCCUGCUGAACGUGCGGCUCUUCCUCAACAAGCUGGUCCUGUUCGUCCUGCAGCAGUGCUACCAGGAGAGCAUCAGCUCCGACCAGUGCCCCGAGGUCUGCUUCGGGGACCACUGUGAGGCCUGCGACCUGGGCGUCUGCUUCUUCCAGAAGCCUCCGGACCCCGCCUGGGAGCCGGGGACCAGGAGCCCCAGCGCCGUCCAGGCCAUGCCAGCCCUGGGCGGCGGCGCCGUGGCCAGCCGUGCCUGGGACUUCAUCCCCCCGUCUGCGUCCGAGCCCCUCUCUGAGAGCUGCCGCUUCUUCAGCGAGGACGCGGACAUCGUCACCGUCCCCUUCACCCUGGCCAGUGUGGGGAAGGACAAGGGCUCCGCUGGCCCCGGAGAGGGCUCCCCCGGCGAGGCCGGCCCCCAGGGGCUCCUGAUCAUCGACGGUGGCGGCUCCGCCGACCAGCCUGCCAGCCUCGGGGCCUUGCCCACCAGCGUGAGCAUCCUGGUCAACAUCAAGACCCCCGUCCUCCACGGCAAAGGCCACCUGCUCAAGAGCAUCAAGUCCUUCCAGGUCAAAGGCUUCAUCUUCAAGGGCUGUGGCUCCCUUUUGGGCCAAGCCCCAGGCCCGGGCGCCGAUCCCAGCAGCGACAGCGCACCCGCCGGAGACGCCACCGUGCCCGUGUCCUACGUCCUGGGCCUCACGGAGAAGGGCGAGGGCUCCGUCACCUUCCCCUUGUCCUUGGCCAAUGUCACCCAGGGCCCCAGCCCCCUCCUGGACCUCCACAGCUCCCUGACCUUCCCCUUCGUCAUUUCCGACCAGAGCAAGGGCGGGGCAGAGCGCGGCUCCGACCCUGCCCCCAGCCCCGCCUCCUCGGGGAGCCGGGGCUCCCUCAUCAUCCCCUCCUCCGUCUUCAUGAAGCUCGGGGGGCCGCCAGGCAGCGGCUGCCGCAGGAGCAGGCACUGGGACAGGCACCGGCGCCGCCGGGCCCGGGGGCCUCGGUCCCGGCCCCGCCGGGGGGAGGACCACUUGGAGGCGGAGGACAACUGGUGCUGGCAGGGUCUGGAUCCCUACGAAGAUGUCUGGGUCUGGAUGUGCAUGAUCUUCUUCGUCCUCUGGACCUUGUACCUGUGCUCGUCUUGA
Messenger RNA from Pipistrellus nathusii (Nathusius's pipistrelle), 1443 nucleotides. The record is from the annotation of a GenBank genome assembly. Lineage: Eukaryota; Metazoa; Chordata; Mammalia; Chiroptera; Vespertilionidae.